GAGAGAGAGAUCGAAGGAGAGAGAGAGAGGAAGAGAGAGAGAGAGAGAGAUCGAAGGAGAGAGAGAGAGAGACUGAUCGAUUUCGAAUGGGAUCGGAUCUGAUCAAAUCCUCGCUCUUCUACGCGGAUCAACGUCUCUGCUCCGCCGAGAUCCUCCCUCCUCCUCAGGUCCGAGCGAGGAUCGAGGUCGCCGUCCUUAAUUUCCUCAAGGCCCUCUCGUCCACAACCCCCGCCAUCUCCAAUCUCCCCAUGAUUAGCCGAAGAUCUGAUAACUGUGGGCUACGUAGUGGGUUAUUUAGUGAUGUUCCCUCCAUCUUUCUCUCCUAUAACUUCUGCAGAAGGUCUUUGAUGAGAGCGAAUGAUGCGAAGGCCUUUGUUAGAGUCUGGAAGGUUAUGCAAAUGUGCUUUCUAAUUCUUGGUGAGGGAAAGCUGGUCACCCAGCGUGAGCUCUUCUAUAAGCUCAUCUGCGACUCACCUGAAUACUUCACUUCUCAAAGUCAGGUUAAUAGAACACUCCAAGAUGUCAUUUCAUUGCUUCGUUGUUCUCGGCAAAGUUUAGGAGUGAUGGCAUCGAGCAGAGGUGCUAUUAUUGGACGCCUGGUAUUACAGGAGCCGGGAGAAGAAGGUAUCGACUGUUCUACACUUGGACCGGCAGGACAUGCUAUAACUGGAGACCUGAACUUGUUGAGCAAAGUAGUUUUCAAUUCAGAUGCUCGAUAUAUCAUCAUAGUGGAGAAGGAUGGUAUCUUUCAGAGGCUGGCUGAAGACCACUUAUUCAAUCAGAUACCAUGUAUUCUGAUCACAGCUAAAGGGUAUCCUGACAUGGCAACAAGGUUUAUCUUGCAUCGUUUAACCCAGACGUUUCCAGAAAUGCCAAUCUUUGGUUUGGUUGACUGGAAUCCAGCUGGGCUUGCUAUACUCUGUACCUACAAGUAUGGAAGCAUUACUAUGGGUCUGGAGUCCUAUAGAUACGCUUGCAAUGUUAAAUGGCUCGGAAUUCGAGGAGAUGAUCUGCAUCUUAUCCCUGAAGAGUCGUUGCUCGAGCUAAAACCACGUGAUCUUCAAAUAGCUAAAAGUUUGUUGUCAUCUAAGAUGUUGCAGGAUGCUUACAAAAAUGAAUUGAGAUUGAUGGUCAAGGUGGGACGUCGGGCGGAGAUCGAAGCUUUAUACUGCCAUGGAUUUGAUUUCUUGGGGAAAUACAUUGCAAGAAAGAUUGUGCAAUCUGCUUACAUUUGAUUACAUACUACCAGUUGAGAAUUUAGACAAACUCUCCAGAAAUUUCAUGCUAACUUGACUAGAAUGCUCAACUGCUUCAUUUCAGUUACAUGAGCUCUGAGAAUGACUCGUUUCUGUUCCUGAGGAAGAUUGAAACUGCAAUCCAAGUUCCA
This is a messenger RNA of Ananas comosus (pineapple), 1387 nucleotides long. Its product is annotated as meiotic recombination protein SPO11-2. The coding region runs from base 87 to 1235 and encodes 382 amino acids. Gene Ontology annotation, cellular component: nuclear chromosome. The transcript has 11 exons. Gene Ontology annotation, molecular function: DNA topoisomerase type II (double strand cut, ATP-hydrolyzing) activity; ATP binding; DNA binding. The record is from RefSeq and is a predicted model, not a curated record. Gene Ontology annotation, biological process: meiotic DNA double-strand break formation; meiotic DNA double-strand break processing; reciprocal meiotic recombination. Lineage: Eukaryota; Viridiplantae; Streptophyta; Magnoliopsida; Poales; Bromeliaceae.